AUGAACGGCUAUGUUGCCAGUCCAGACCUUCCUCCACCUCCUCCACCCAUCUAUGUCCGAGCCCUGUACAACUAUGAGGCGGACGACCAUACCAGCCUCAGUUUCCGACAGGGUGAUAUCAUCCAGGUUUUGACACAACUUGAGAGUGGCUGGUGGGACGGGGUGAUAAACGAUGUUCGGGGCUGGUUCCCGAGUAAUUAUACCGUUGAAAUAACCGAUCCCAGUGAGCUGAGGGGGUCAGGCCCUGGAGGCCACGAUGAGAGCGAGACUAGUACAGGGUCGGGAACUGAGGAGGAUUAUGACGAUGAAGAGGAGGAUUCAGACGGGCGCACUCAAGACGAUGAUUCUGACUUUCCAAUCGAAGGGGCUAGCACCCAGACACAAGAAGAGGCUGCGUUCUGGGUCCCUCAGGCCACUCCGGAUGGACGACUGUUCUAUUUCAACACGCUGACAGGUGUCAGCACAAUGGAACUGCCCUUAGAGACACCUACGAGUUCAGAUGAGCCUGGUCCUCGAGAUCGCAGUCAUUUCCACGUGCCGGAACAGACCAGACCGCCCCCAGAAAUGAUGGCAGGAGGGUAUGGGCAGAAUGAGGAGGAUUAUGACGGUUCCGCAUCUGAGGCUGAUGGUGAACAGUCUUUUGUCUCUUCACGCAAAAAGGGUUCCGUGACUUCUAGUAGCAUCUCCACCUCCACUUCUAUGGAUUCCUUCGAUGUAAGCGCCGGCCAACAUACAGGCAACCAAUUGCCCAACACAUUCACUGGCACCUUUGGUUCUACCGGUAUCUCGAUGACGCUGCCUCCUCCUGAAAUGACAGCCACCUCCUUCACUGUACCUCCGAAGCCGAAGAUUACUAAAUCUCCCACAGCAAGAUACUUUUUGGAUGGCACCACCGCAGCCUCUAUUACUUGGGAGACUUUGGUCGAGAAUAUGCGAACUGCAAUUGACGCAUACCGGCAUGCGAUCCGUACCCACGCCCGUGCCGACUACGUUCGGAGGGCAGAAGACAUCUCGGAUCAUCUCAGAAUGCUCCUUGCCGCAGGCUCAGGCACAACUGACAAUCACUCUGGUGUCCCGUCCAUCAUAUCUUCCAACAAAGCACUCUACCCCCAUUUCCGCGAGAUGAUGUCGAAGUUUUCGAAACUUGUCCUGUCGUCACACAUCGCGGCCGCCGAUUGGCCGAGUGCAGACGCUCUAACAAAAUGUUUGCAAGAGGCGGACGGUGUGAUGAACGGUGUCGACGGGUAUGUCGAGGUGGCAAAGCAGCAGCGAGGUAAGGAGAUACCACGGUUGUUUCCUGGUUUCAUCUUGGGGAGCAAUAUCGGGGGAAGCUGGCGGGACAACAACAAUGACAGCCGAGCAAAUCUCGAAGAGGUCUCGUUUAUGGAUUCGAAUGACGAACUUCGACCACGCCCUUUCGUCCCACUCGACGCCCAACUGCUACAUCAGAUCGAUGACUCGAAGAAGCACCUGGUGGCGAGCAUUCGCCGACUGGAGGAGUCACUUCUGUUGACUGAGAAGAUUGUGACACCGGCACGACAGUCCACAAUUGGUGACACUAUUUGUCACGCAGCCAGCGUUGUUAUCGAACACUUUCGGCCGUGGAUUACACACAUCGAAUCAAUCGACUUCUCGGUCCUGGGAAACGUGUUUCAGAAACCGUCACUGGUUGAUUUUGGGGCACAAAAGCAAAAGGCCUACGACUCGAUUGGUGAAUUGAUAAAUGUCUGCCAGGCAGUUACAGCACCACUCCCGGACGAAUGGGCCGAAUUCCGAGGCGAGCCUCUGGAUGUACGCAUGAACAAUGUUCGAGGCGCUUGCAAGCAACUCGACACUCUUGUCUCGAACAUUGGGUACGCUCUCCAGCUCCUACUUCCAGCAACCUCGUUGAACCCACCCAGACCGACAAGCAAACGAGAUCACCGCAUGACCGACGGUGGCGAAACAUACCAGGCUCAUCAUCUCAGAGGUGAUUCCGCCCACGCUGCGAACAAUCGUCCUGCUUUGGCGGACCUCGGCCAAUCCAAGUCAUACACGCUGGGUCAAGAUCCAGCAUUGCCAGACAAGCUUCGUCGUCCUCCAACCAAAGACAAAGCGAGCCAAUUUUUUGGGCAGAUCCCGCCGGAUCUGGCACAGCUUGAAACUGGUAACGUGGAGUCAAGCUUUCCUGUGGAUGAGGUGCCUUGGUAUCUACAGCUUGACCAUGCAGAUGAAGUGACAUAUGACACAAAGAGCGAGCCGCCGCAGGUCAAAAGCGGCACGCUGACCGGGUUGGUUGAACAGCUCACUCGCCACGACCGCCCCGACACGAAAUUCACAACCACCUUUCUGCUCACCUAUCGGUCCUUCACAACCGCGUCUGAAUUGUUCGAGCUUUUAGUGCAACGUUUCAAUCUACAGCCCCCGGCUGGCUUGAACAGAGACGAGUUCCUCAUCUGGGAGGAGCACAAGCAAAAGCCGGCCCGGUUUAGGGUACUGAACAUUCUUAAAACCUGGCUGGAGCUGUAUUGGAUGGAGAGUGACGAUGAUGCCUGCAAGGCCUUGCUUGAAAAAAUCCAGGCCUUCGCGAAGAGUACACACAUCAGCACCAAGAUCGCCAAGGUGGUAGUUAAUAUCGUUGAACAACGACUGAAGGGAGGAGAAACGUCUUCGAAGAGGCUGGUUCUCACAGUUACAAACUCUGCACCUACACCCAUCCUACCGAGGAAUAUGAAGAAAAUGAAAUUCCUCGACAUCGAUCCUACCGAGUUUGCCAGACAGUUGACGAUAAUUGAAUCGAAACUGUAUGGGAAGAUCAAACCGGUCGAGUGCCUGGCGAAGACAUGGGAGAAGAAGGGCAAAUCGGAUAACAACGAUACUGCGCCGAAUGUGCAGGCGUUGAUUCUCCAUUCUAAUCAGUUGACGAACUGGGUCGCGGAGAUGAUAAUACAGCAAUCCGAUCUCAAAAAGAGGGUUGUCAUCAUCAAACACUUUGUGGCAAUCGCAGAUAAAUGUCGAUUAUUGAACAACUUCUCGGCCGUGACGGCGAUCAUCUCGGCCAUGGGCACAGCACCGAUACUGCGACUCAAUCGCACAUGGCAUCAGGUCAACCCCAAGACCAGGGCAAUGCUGGAGUCGAUGCGCCAACUCAUUUCUUCGUCGAAGAAUUUUGUCCAAUAUCGAGCAACACUGCACGCUGCGACACCUCCCUGCAUCCCUUUCUUGGGCGUCUACUUGACCGACUUGAUUUUUAUCGAGGAUGGCAUUGCGUCCCUUGUGAAGAAUACCGAAUUCAUCAACUUUGCUAAACGGACCAAAACCGCCGAAGUUAUCCGAGAUAUUCAGCAGUAUCAAAAUGUGCCUUACAGCCUCAACUCUGUGGCAGAGUUGCAAGAUUGGAUUUCCGACAACAUGAAAAGCGCCAGGAACGUACAAGACUUGUACAAUGAGAGCUUGAAGAUCGAACCCCGCGAGAAAGAGGAGGACAAGAUCACCCGUCUACUAUCAGAAUCAGGUUUUCUAUAG
Capronia epimyces CBS 606.96 is the source of this 3504-nucleotide messenger RNA. RefSeq lists its product as uncharacterized. Gene Ontology annotation, molecular function: guanyl-nucleotide exchange factor activity; protein binding. Lineage: Eukaryota; Fungi; Ascomycota; Eurotiomycetes; Chaetothyriales; Herpotrichiellaceae. Bases 1 to 3504 code for a protein of 1167 amino acids. Gene Ontology annotation, cellular component: plasma membrane. The transcript has 2 exons. Gene Ontology annotation, biological process: Ras protein signal transduction; positive regulation of GTPase activity. The record is from RefSeq and is a predicted model, not a curated record.